AUGAAUAUAAAAAGAAGAGGAGGCAAUGCAUGCUUUAAAUUAGACAUCUCUCAGGCAUAUGAUACUCUGAGCUGGGAUUAUCUCAUUUUGGUUUUAAAGAAAUAUGGUUUCUCUACUAUCUUCUGCAACUGGAUUUUAGUGCUUCUCAAGACUACAAAGAUAUUUAUCAUGAUUAAUGGUAGACAUGUGGGUUAUUUUGGUGUUGGAAGGGGCCUCAAACAAGGAGAUCCAUUAUCUCCAAUUCUGUAUGUGAUUGCAGCUGAUAUUCUUAGUAGAAAUAUUCUUCAAUCAAUCCAGGAAAAUAAGAUACAACCAAUGAUUAUCAGAAAAGGUAUUCAUCCUUCUCAUCUCUUUUUUGCAGAUGACAUUUUUAUUUUUUGCAAUGGUGGAAAAUCUAGUUUACUUCAUUUGAAAAAGCUUCUCAUCGAUUAUCAAAGAGCUUCAGGGCAAACAGUGAGCGCCACUAAAAGCAAGUGCUUUGUAGGAGGUACUUAUUUGGUCAGAGGUAAUCAAAUUGCUGAUAUUAUGAACAUGAAGUUGUCUUCUUUUCCUGAUAAGUAUUUAGGUGUCACUCUUGUGCAAGGAAAAGUUAAAACUGAACAUUUAUGGUCAUUUGUUGAAUUACUUAAGAGAAGACUUGCUUCAUGGAUUGGGAAUCUACUAGCAUUUCAGGCAAGAAUUACAAUCAUUAAAUUUGUUCUCAGUAGUAUUCCUCUAUACAAUAUGUCUACGUGUAAAUGGCCAAGAAAAGUGAUUGAUGCUUGUGAAAGGAUUAUUAGGAAUUUCCUUUGGAGUGGUAAUGCUGAAGAUAGAAAAUGUGUCACAAUAUCUUGGGAUCAAGAUUUCAAUGAUCAUACUAGAUGGAUAGUGGGCAAUGGAGACAAAAUAUCAUUUUCGAUGGACACUUGGAUCUUGAAGCAAAGCAUAAUCAAAUCAUUCCCAGAUAAUGCUUACAUUAAACAACAUAUCAACAUGAAGAUUCUUUGGAGCUGGCUUGGAGACAUUUUUGCUUUCAAGAAUCCCAAAUCUUUUGAAAACAUAUUAUACUGUGGAAAAUCCAGGAGUUCAGUGGUGCAAGAAAUUUGGAUGAUUCUUGCUUUUAAUGUGAUGGUGGAUAUUUGGUUCACCAAAAAUAAGGCUUUCUUUGAGAAUAUGGCUCAGAUAAAGAUGAAAAUCCCCAAAAUCAUUGAAUGCCAAUUUCAGCUACCUGAUGAAAAUACUAUAUUGUUUUGCUGUGAUGGAGCAUCAAGAGGUAAUCCUGGAAUCUCUGGUUAUGGUUUUAUUGUUAGAAAUUUUUCUGGACAGUUCAUAGCUGCUGAAAGUGGUGGUCUUGGUAUUACAACAAACUUUGUUGCUGAAGUCAUGGGAACAUUGUGUGCUCUGGAAUGGACAAUCCAACAUAAAAAACUCCAGGUGAUUGUUAAUUCUGAUUCAAAGGAAGCCUUAUCUGUCUUCUGCACCAAAAAUUUACCAUGGAAUGACGUAGUUAAGGAAUUGCUUCAACACUUUUCACAUAUGAGUAAAUCCUCUAAACCUGCUUCUCCUGACCUAUAUUUGCAUUGCAUUCAUCCUUGUGUUACUCAUGAGGAUAACUUGAUGUUAAUUGCUAGACCUGCUCCUGAAGAGGUUAAUGAAGAUGCUGUGGCUAGACAGAUUACUAACCAUGUCAAUGAUUGGCAUCUUUCUUUGCAGAUUGCUAAUAACAACGGACAUGUGACAGUGCAAUCAAACGCUAAUCAAUUUUGGACACCUCCCACUCAAUAUUUUGUGAAAAUUAACUUUGAUGUUUCCUUUGUUAAUAGCUUUUCACCAUUUGGAAUUGGACUAAUUGCUAGGAACAAUGCUGGUACUUGCACUAUAGCCAAAGGAUGCACAAGGACAAAAAUUGAAUCGGAACAAGCAGAAGCUGCAACGUUUCUAGAAGCGGGCUACUACAAGUAA
This is a messenger RNA of Papaver somniferum (opium poppy), 1941 nucleotides long. RefSeq lists its product as uncharacterized. NCBI's taxonomy places the organism in Eukaryota, Viridiplantae, Streptophyta, Magnoliopsida, Ranunculales, Papaveraceae. The record is from RefSeq and is a predicted model, not a curated record. Gene Ontology annotation, molecular function: RNA-DNA hybrid ribonuclease activity; nucleic acid binding. The transcript is spliced from 6 exons. Bases 1 to 1941 code for a protein of 646 amino acids.